CUUGUCUUGUUUACCUGAGAGCUGAGCUGAAGCACAGUCAGCCAUCAGUUCAGUGUUUUCUGAAGAUGACGGACCUGAAAGCAGAAAAUAUUAGUUCCAUUCCUGUCGACGGCUUCAGCAAUUUAAGAAUCACGUCAAUAUGGACGUUUCUCAUGUCUGUGCAAUGGUCGGAGCCUUGGCUUAUCGGGCUAUUGGUGUUUCAUGUUGUGUGUUUGUUUCUGACGGUGGUGACCUGCAGGUUCUACAGAGCUCAGAUCUGUCACUUCCUGCUCAUGGUUGGCAUGGUGUAUAGUGCUGAAUAUCUGAAUGAACUGGCAGCUAUGAACUGGAGGUCUUUUUCCAAUUUCCAGUACUUUGAUUCCAAGGGCAUGUUCAUAUCUUUGGUUUACUCGAUUCCUCUUCUGCUCAAUACAGUCAUCAUUGUGAUGGUGUGGGUGUACAGGACCUUUUCCACUAUGACUGAGCUGAAGACCCUCCAGUUGAAGCGAAAGGCCCGCAGAGAGAAGAGAGAGAAGAGUGACUGAUCCCUCUGCCUAUGUCCGUAAAUGGACUUUUCUGAGAGGAGCUUGAGAAUCUCUCCUUUGCUAAUCCUGAAUUUUGGAGGUGGAAGGCAGAUUCCUUCUUGAGACUGUAUAAAGGAUUGUCCGUUGAUGUCAGGACUGGAUGUCUUGUUUCUUGUAACGGCUGUUGGAUGGUGCUGCUGAACUCGCUGUACACUAUGAGGUUUACGAGGACCAAAGGACAGUUACUGUUUUCUAAUUAAAGUUGUUUUAAAGUGAGUUAAAAUGUACAAAAAAAAAAAGAUAAAUCAUUUUUGAAUUAC
Molecule: messenger RNA, 823 nt
Organism: Seriola aureovittata
Lineage: Eukaryota; Metazoa; Chordata; Actinopteri; Carangiformes; Carangidae
Gene: tmem18
Product: transmembrane protein 18
Exons: 5
Coding region: 66-524 (152 amino acids)
Cellular component (GO): nuclear membrane
Source: RefSeq, a predicted model, not a curated record